Molecule: messenger RNA, 3994 nt
Organism: Biomphalaria glabrata
Lineage: Eukaryota; Metazoa; Mollusca; Gastropoda; Planorbidae
Product: fasciclin-1-like
Exons: 14
Coding region: 282-2573 (763 amino acids)
Biological process (GO): cell adhesion; extracellular matrix organization
Cellular component (GO): extracellular matrix
Molecular function (GO): cell adhesion molecule binding
Source: RefSeq, a predicted model, not a curated record
GUUUCACUGGGCUUUUGGGGUGGGCGGAGCUUCCCUAGUACUUCCAGGAAACAAAAGUGUAGUGAAAAAAAAUCCUCGUCCAAUUCUCUCGCUCAUAACCGGCUCGCACAAAAACGUCUCGUAACAAUAGACUCCAUUACGCAUAAUAAAAAGUAAUACCUCCGCCCGUUUGUGCGUAGAUGUUUUCUAGUCUAUACAAUUGUGUUUAACAGUUACUGCAAACGAAAACAUUGACAAAAUCUUAGAACAGUGACGCCUGGGCUGGGCUUAUCUUUACAACAAUGGCUUCGCUGGUUUAUUUUCUAUUAUCGUUGUUGUUGUCAGCGAUAGUCUCUGUUUACGGUCAAGCGAUUUAUCAAGGUAACACUGCCUUCGACGCAUUGGAUGGUUUAGGAUGUUCCCAGUUCAAGGCAAUCAUCCAAGAAGCGUAUCUGGAACAAACAUUUCAAAGUACUCAAGCCUUGACUCUUUUUGUUUUCAAUGACACAGCCUACUCUCUACUGCCUCCAUCCAGACUUCUAAGUUUGUAUGACAAGCAAUCAGCUAAUAAUUUGGGGGCGAAAGAGUAUGUCUACUCUUUUACAUUGCCAUUGGCCAUGGAGACAUCAGCAUUCAGUGAUUCAGCUCCAUUUACAACAUAUUCUGUUAGAAACAGGAAGGCUUUUCUAAACAAUAAAGAACUUCGUAUAGGGAAUGUUGCCAGUGGCAUACCUGGACCUACAAAAUACUUCAUCAAUGGCGCCAUGUUGAUAAAACCAAACAUUCAAGCUGGGAUGCAUAUUAUUCAUGUCAUUAAUCAAGUCCUGGACACGCCUUUGGAAGAUAAUGCCAUUGCCUAUGUGACAGGAUACAACCCUUCUAAAUUACAGUUUAUGUUUUAUACUGAAAUCAUGGAAAUUCUUCAGAGAUCAGCUCAAGAAGAUGGAGAGUACAAUUAUAACAGACAGGUUGUGGAGGUUCUGAAUAGUCCACAAGUGACUUUCUUCAUUCCAUCUGAUGAAGCACUCAACAUGAUCCCAGAGCAAAAACUGAGCGAACUACAAGGGAACUUGAGGAUGAUGCUAGAUAUUGUCACACUUCACAUCAUCCCAAACCAAGUCUUGUACACAUCAUUAGUCAAUCACAAUGAACGUUUCAAUACACAGUUCAAUUCAGGGGCUGUGGUCUUCAGGAAAAACUUUAAUAGAGAAGCAGUAUAUGUGACUGGUCAGCUUAAGGGAGGUCGUACUGUAACUGCUAAACUGAAUCCUGCCAACAUAACAGUGAUGAAUGGUGUGGUCCAUCAGAUUGAUAACAUUUUGGGAUUUGUUUACAAGACGGCUAUAGAGGAGAUCUCCAUUGAUCCUCUUACACAAAAUUUUGAGCAGCUGAUUUAUGCUGCCAGGAAAGAUCUUCAGGAUUCCUUGACAGCUACAAGUGGUGUGACAGUGUUUGCUCCAACCAAUGCAGCCAUGUUUUCUGUUACCAAUGUCUACCAAAAUUACAUAAACAAUCAAUCACUUAUUAAUAUGGUUUUAGAAAUGAGUCUUCUCCAACAAGGUCAAUAUUUCAACCUAAUGAAUUACAAUGGAGGCUAUGAGUCUUACAAAACAGCUGUGUCUAGAUACAAUGGUCGACUUAUCAAAGUCUACAGUGAAGGAAAUGACACCUGGGUUGAAGGAGGCUAUGUGAAGGCUCGUGUCCUCAAACCAGAUAUUGGAGUCACCAAUGGAGUUGUACAUCAGAUUGAUGCUGUCUUUGGUAUCCCAGUUCGUGACAUUCCAUAUACCAUCUUUUGUGAGGACUGGCUAGUGUCUACAUAUAUUCAACUUCAGUAUCUUGGACUAGACAAGUACAUGAGAGACCCAACUCUAACAAAAAAUUUAGAAUGCAUUUUUAGUGCCAGUGCUGCAGCUGGAAGCAAGCCGCCUUCCAGUGGCACUUGGAUCACUAAUCCCAAUAGCAAUACAAAUAACAAUAACUAUGUUGUACCUUGUGGUGAAGAUUUACUCAGAUGCGAGUUCACAUUUUUUGUGCCCAAUGGAACAGCUAUUGAAAACUUUGCACUGACUCCUUAUGGAAGACAAGUGAUGAAUGAACCUCAACGUUGGAGAUGGCUAAUGAGAAGAUUGAUGACUUACACAGAAAAGAUUUACAUUGACCAACUUGCAGUGGGAGCUCCAAGAAGUUUUUAUGCUGAUAAUGGAGAAGAACUAAUUGUGCAACUUGACUCUCGAAGUAAUAUUCCCAGUGGACAGAGAACUGCCUAUAUCAUGUUUCAAGGUAUCAGGGCUCAGGUAGUUCACUCUGACAUUGGUGCCACUAAUGGAGUUAUCCACAUCAUCAGUUCACUGCUGUUUGUACCAGAGGACUUGGCCCGAGAUGUAAGUGGGGCUUCAACAGUUAAUGUCACAUCUGUACCAGAGGACUUGGCCCGAAAUGUAAGUGGGGCUUCAAUAGUUAAUGUCUCAUUUGUACCAAAGGACUUUGCCCGAGAUAAAAGUGGGGCUUCAACAGUUAAUGUCUCAAUUUUAUAUAUUUUAAUCCUGACAUUAAUGGGUCUUAUUUAUUCUGUUACAUUUUUACAAUUAUAGUAAUUUUUUAUUAAAUAUUACUUCUGAUCUGUAGCUAAUACAUUGGUAAAAUCUACCACCUCAAAGUCUUUAUGUAAAUAAUAUUUUUUUUUAAUAAAAUUUUUUGUAAAAUUUUUGUUUCUUUGUUGUCUGUCUGGCAAAAAGUGUUUUUUUUUUAUUUAAUGAAGACAUAUUUAAGGGUUAGUGUAGAGGUCUAAUUCUCAAGACCAGUAGUUCUCCCAUUUUUAAACUUAAGGGACCACUUAAAUAUUUUGUGUCCAGGCUGUUGACCACUAUAAAAUUUAUUUUUUAGCUCUGUUUCACUUAUUGGGGGCAGCUUAAGAAAUAAUGUUAAGGUCUGUUUCAUGUCACUAAUAAAUUUCCAAUUAGCUUCGUCACAAGGCCAAUGCAUUAAUCUGCUUACUAAAGAUGGGAGUUCUUACAUUGCAAAGAUCUGUAUAUAGUUUAGAAGAGAAGGUAUAAGUGACAGUUGAAGACAUUUUAGAUUCCCUUAGACUAACAUUUUUCAUUUGGUUUUUAAUACCUGUGACCAAUAAUAGUGUGCCAAGCUUUUAAUUAAGUCUUUCAUUUUAAUUGUACAGUGUCUCAUUGCUUUGUAUGUUUCUUGUGUGUGAUGUUUUACAUAGGAAAGUUGUCAUCUAUGGGGGAGGUGAUGUUAAGGUCAUCUGUUUCUUUGACCAACGGUUAAAGAGCAGGGUGUCUGUGGCCAGCACAAUGAGUUACUCCUUUACUGCCCACAACUCUUCACUGAGAUUUGAAUCCAGGACCCCCAGAUUUGGAACCCUUAGCCCCUCGACCACCGCGUUCUGUGCUUUUGUACAUACUUUCUUUGAGUGUUCUUUGGUUUUGUAGUUUGUUUGUUGUUUUUUUGUUUAAAAAGAAAACCAAAUAAUGAUUUCCAAUGUCCAAUUGGAUCACAUUGAAUUGAAGAUGUUUUAGUUACUCUCACACUGUAUCAAACUGACUUGCAGAAAUGUGUUUUUAUUAUGUUAACCCUCACAUUCCAGUUGUAUCAAACUGACUUGCAGAAAUAUGUUUUUAUUAUGUUAACCCUCACAUUCCAGUUGUAUCAAACUGACUUGCAGAAAUGUGUUUUUAUUUUGUUAACCCUCACAUUUCAGUUGUAUUCAAGGUUCAAUUGUUUAUAUAUAUGACAAAAGACGUUGUUUUUUUAGUUUGAUGUAUAUUAUUAGUGUAGACUAGCGUUACAUUUUAUAUAUUUGUUUUUAAAGAAAACACUUUGUGUUAAAUUUCAAUUGGCCUUCAGGAAAGUAAUGUGCCACAUUCAAAGGGAUACAGUAGUAUCUAUUUAAAUGUUUGUGCAUUGUCAAAUAGCUGAUAAUAACAUUUUUUAGUAUUAUCUAGUUUAAAUAAUCUUUCUUAAUUUGGUUCGUCAAUUGCAUUAAAAUGAUGCUACUUUA